AUGGACAAAACUCUUGCUGAGUUGCUGCACAUGUUGGUCACAGCUGAAAAGAAUUUCAAAAGGGAAAGUGGGAGUGGGAUUAUGGCUGCCUUCGAGAAAGGCCCUUCUUCCUCUACCAAACCUAAGUCUAAAACCAAAGGCAAAGGCAAGGGAAAGGAGAAGAAGACUACUGUAGCCAAGCCCAAUGGUAAAAUCACCAAAAAGAAGGCAAAGGAGCCCAAAGGAAUGUGCUUUUAUUGCAACGGCACUGGAAGCGGAACUGCAAGAAAUAUCUCGCAAGCCUGA
Prunus armeniaca (apricot) is the source of this 285-nucleotide messenger RNA. Lineage: Eukaryota; Viridiplantae; Streptophyta; Magnoliopsida; Rosales; Rosaceae. The record is from the annotation of a GenBank genome assembly.